AUGGGUCAAGCCGGCGUCAACCAAUUAGGGGGCGUCUUUGUAAACGGGCGUCCCCUACCCGAUGUGGUCCGCAAGAGAAUAGUAGAACUGGCCAUCAUGGGGGUUCGACCCUGUGACAUCAGCAGGCAGCUGCUGGUCUCCCAUGGCUGCGUCUCCAAGAUCCUCACCAGGUUCUACGAGACUGGGUCUAUUAGGCCCGGUUCUAUUGGCGGUAGCAAGACUAAGCAAGUAGCAACCCCGACAGUGGUGAAGAAGAUUCUCCGUCUAAAACAAGAGAACCCUGGUAUGUUCGCCUGGGAGAUCCGCGAGAGACUGCUGAGCGCGAGGGUAUGUGAGCCGCACUCCAUACCCUCGGUGUCCAGCGUCAAUAGGAUCCUGAGGAACAGUGGCCUGGCUUGGAGUGAUGAUGACACCAGGAAUGCACAUGAAUCCUACCCACAACCGGAGCUACCGCCCAACAUGAUGGAAUACAUGUCAAUGAAGACUUCUUUACCCCCUUCGGCGAUGCCAACACAGCAGAGUUCUCCCUACUUCGCUCACUCCGCCGUCAGAGUUCCCCCUCCCCAACACACGGACCCAACACAGCUAUACGACAGGAGACUAGCCACCUCCUGGCUUCUAGCCAAUCAGGUCCAAGCCCAAGGCCUUCUAAAACCUUACCCAAUCAACCCCUGGCAGAGAAUAAUGCUGCCUUACCACGACGGCAAAAACUUCUCCCCUUACGCUCUGAAUUUACACAACGAUCUUCUAAACCGAAUAAACCCAGAUGAAGUGAAGUCUGAGAAUUCAGAACAUAUUUCUGUUGAAGCCAGUGACGAUAGCACAGACAGGCCUGACGUGGAUGACGAUCAGAAAUCACAUGAAAAAGAGAAGAAGAAAAAUCCCUAUUCCAUAGAAGAGCUUUUGAAAAAGCCUGAUAAGAUGGUCAAUGUGAAUCCGAUUGGUUUCCAGAACUUUCUACGGCAGCCUAGCGGGAGUAUGAUAGAGAGUAGCCAGGAUCUGAGUAACAGGAGCUCUCCAGCCAGUUUCUGUUCUGUACAAAGCGGAGUUUCGAACGACUGCUUUUCUGAAUCAGCCAGCUCGGAAAUAAAGGCGGGAAAUUGAAUCAGCUGUUAAUAUUGUAGAUAUAUUCGUUAUUAUUUAAUUUGACAUUCCGAUACAGAAAAUAAAAAUUCCAUUCCAGUUAAUACGUUCUCGUUUUUAAUAAAAUUCUAAAUUAUAUAGUUUUGACUUUCCAAUAAACUAAAAUACCUACUUAGGCAUACGGUAAUUAAUAUUUAAACAUAAAACGCCCUGUUUGUUUUAUAUACAGAAUUAUCAUUAACUGUAUAAUAUUUUUGUAAAUAAAUAAAGUAGAUAAGUACAAAAAUCUAUACAUAUUAUCAUAAUCUCCAUGAGAGCGCCAUCUACCGUAAACAUCAGGAAAACUCAUAUUAAUUGAUUUAUUUAAAUCCUAAAUAUUGUAAAUAAUAAAAGCCAUAUUAUUACAAUGUAGAUAUUUGAGUAAUGUGUCCAUAUUAUGUGUAAUAUUAUACAGAAUAGAAAGUACGCAGUAGAUUUUAAUUAUAUAGAAAAAUAAUGUUAUACAUACUUACCUACAUAAAUUAUACAAAAACUCUACCAUUUUGAAAGUGUCAGUCCUGCAACCUGAAAUAUAAUGUAAAAAAUAUAACACACUUUUGUAAUUUUACUUUCACAAAAUGCCGUAUUUAAUUGUAUUUAUAAUUCUGUGAUAUUGUAGGAAGUAUUUUAUGUGUCCUCCUUCAAAAUAAUCAUUCCUCUAUUGUUAGUUUCAUUACUAUAAGAACAUAGUUAUUUUAUUGUAAGUAGUAAUAGUUGAUAGAUGUACUUAUAUGUAUAUAAUGUAAUCACAGUAGUUGUUUAUUUAUGAAAUGGCACAAUAAACCAAAUACAAAUUAA
Helicoverpa zea (corn earworm) is the source of this 1920-nucleotide messenger RNA. It is a transcript of the gene Poxn, whose product is annotated as paired box protein Pax-9-like. The coding region runs from base 1 to 1104 and encodes 367 amino acids. The transcript has 4 exons. The record is from RefSeq and is a predicted model, not a curated record. NCBI's taxonomy places the organism in Eukaryota, Metazoa, Arthropoda, Insecta, Lepidoptera, Noctuidae. Gene Ontology annotation, biological process: anatomical structure development; regulation of transcription by RNA polymerase II. Gene Ontology annotation, molecular function: DNA-binding transcription factor activity, RNA polymerase II-specific; RNA polymerase II cis-regulatory region sequence-specific DNA binding.